Molecule: messenger RNA, 1260 nt
Organism: Fusarium keratoplasticum
Lineage: Eukaryota; Fungi; Ascomycota; Sordariomycetes; Hypocreales; Nectriaceae
Product: Zn(2)-C6 fungal-type domain-containing protein
Exons: 3
Coding region: 1-1260 (419 amino acids)
Biological process (GO): regulation of transcription by RNA polymerase II
Molecular function (GO): zinc ion binding; DNA-binding transcription activator activity, RNA polymerase II-specific
Source: RefSeq, a predicted model, not a curated record
AUGUCGAGCCGAAGAACUCACACCAAGUCAAGGACUGGCUGCAUAAACUGUAAGCGCCGCAAAGUAAAGUGUGAUGAAGCCCGCCCUUCAUGCUUCCACUGCAAGAGACAUGGCGUUCCCUGUAGCUUGUCGAGUCCCAGUAUUGCUGCCGAAUCUCCAAUCGACCUCGGCCGUAGUGCACACUCAGCUCACCUCCCAAACCUAACACCUUCAACCCCAGGAUCCAUCGGGAGCCCUGCAGAUCCCUCCAUCUUUGUCAACCUGAGCCAUCCCAGUCCUUCAGAUCAGAUGGCUCCAUUCCCUCCACAGGAACUCUGGGCCCGUGAUUGCGAACUCAUGCACCACUACUGCACCGUAACCUCCCCCACACUAUCCGUCCGCAAGGACAUGAUACACGUCUGGAACGUCGCUAUUCCCCGGUUAGGCUACCAGAGUCCCUUUGUCAUGCAUGGAAUACUUGCCCUUGCUGCCGCUCAGAAGGCCUAUCUGAUCCCCUCCAGUCGGAGGACAUACCUGCCCUUGGCUGACUAUCACCAAACACUUGGUUCUGAGGGUUAUCGCCAUCAACUGCAGGCCUUGGACAUGUCAAAUUGGAUGCCCGUGUUUGGCUUUGCCUCCGUCGUGGUCCUGCAUAUGCUGACUCUCCCGACACGCAUGGAGAACCACACCCUCGAGUCUCCCCUCACGAAUCUCCUCGAACUUGCCAACCUCCUGAGAGGCAUCAAGACCACUCUGCAGCCUAUAAUGCCUCGAGUUGUGAGGACAGAGUUUGCUCCAGUUGUCUAUGGUGUCUGGCUUCUCGAGUCCGAUGAAAAGUUGGAACCCUGCCCACCCCUCGACAAUUCCCUUCUGCCACCAGAUACCUGGGACGCCCUUAAAAGACUCCGCGCUUUUCAAGAGGCCGAUAUCCCUUCGGGUGGCGUCAGCCAUUAUACACACGCCGUCGGGCAAUUGGAAACCUCCGCAAAGCUCUUCGCCUUUGCUGGCUUGUAUGCAGAGGCGGGAGCCUCCCUCUUCUGGCUGUAUACCAUUGAUGACAGUAUCUUUAUCGACCUUGAUGCCCAAAGGCCUCACGCACUCCUUCUCUUUGCUCACUUCCUCGUCCAUAUGGCAGCGCUCGAGAGAAGCUUUUGGUUCAUGAGGGGUUGGGCCCGACAGGCAAUGGUCAAGAUAGAGGAAGGCUUGAUUGGCCUGCCAAAGUUCCAGAAGUUGCUGCAAUGGCCCAGGGCAAGGAUUUCCGAGGCCCUCGCAUUGACGUAG